AUUCUUUGUUUUCAGAUUAUCCGUAUGAGAGCAACAGUCCGCAAGGCACGUGUUGGUGUCAUUUGGAAGAUUACCAAACAAGCAAAACUCUUUAAAAACCGAAAACAUGGGGAUGAGAAAACCCUCCAGAAAUGUAAAAAAAAAUCGGAGAAAUUAAUAAGAGAAAUAAAAGCAAUCAAAAGCCUCAAGGACGAUGAUAUCGCAAAAUUCGCGAUUCUCAAUACGAGGAGUCUUGAUGAAGUACUCAGAAAUUCCAAAAUUGAUAGAAAGACUCGAGUAAUGACGAAAUUGGCAUAUCACAAGGUUUUGAAAGUUGCAGUUGAUAAAUUUAAGGAGAAAUUCCCGCAUUAUCAAUUAGGAAAGAGACAAUUAGCGAAUAAUAAAUUAACAGAAUCUUUGGGAAUAAAAGCUCUUCCUUGUAAACUUAAAAUAAAAUAUCUAGGAGAAAAAGAUCAGGGAAUAAAAUCAGAUAAUGCUAAUGAUAAUUGCAAUAAAAAUGGAAAUUGCGAAGAUGAUGAAAGAUCUGCGGAAGAGACAUCCUUAGUGUCAAGUGAUUAUUCUGAAAAUUGUGAUAAAGAAUUAAUUUUAAGUACAGAAAGUGAAGAAGAAACUCCAGCAUUUGAAAAACAUGGAAUCAAACGUAAAAAAUCUUUACCUUCAAUAGAAAAUCGAAAACUAGCAUUGAAAAAGGCCGAAAAUCGAAAAUUUGGUAAAGGAAAAAUGAAUUCAUCUUCCUACUGUAAUUCAGUAACAUCAAAUAUCGUAGAAGAAACUCCCGAGCAAAUCCCUUCAACCCCUUUGAAACAAUUUCCAAAACCCUCCAAGAAUUAUGAAGAAUCGCUCUCGAAGGAUUCGUCUAAUAGUAGUUUAACACCAGAACUUAAAAAAUCUCCGGAAAAAUCUCGAAAAAGUAGACCAGUGAGUAAACUUGCUUCGGUAAAACGUCUGAAAGUCGGUGAGUCCCUCGAAGAAAUCGAUGGAAUAUCAGAAAAUUAUAACUUACCUCUUCUCGAGCAUAAAGAUGAGUUGGACACAGUAGAGGACUCUUUCUUCAUAUCUGCAACACCCGAAGGGGUUUACAAGUCCAUAAUCGUCCCUCGACCAAACUCAGGAACCGCGGGAGAUGAGAAUUCUCACAAUCGAUUCAAAGAAUCAUCCUCGAGGACACAAAGAAGUGCCCAUUCUUCUGAUCGCAGUCUGGAAAUAUCUGGCUUUCAAAAGUAUCACAAAGUGCGGCAAAAUGAUUUUGAAAGGCGUAGAACAGACUUUUCUGGGAUACAAGGCUCAUUAAAGGACAGUUCUGGGAUAGAGUUUAGAAGAGAUAAGAAAUUUGAUAAUACGAAGGGUAAAAAUAUGACCGGAAAGGAGGAUUAUAGUGAAAAUUUGCACCCAUCUUGGAUCGCCAGGAAAAAACAGCAAGAGAUCUGGAAACAGGGAUUUCAGGGGAAAAAAACCGUGUUCUGUGUUGAUUAAGGAAAUUUAUGUCUUUACAUUAUGUGACGUUUUCGGAAAAAAAUUAAUUUGAUUGAAUAAGUUAAUAAAACAAACAAUGAAUCGCUGUAACAUUUAUUUUUGUAUUCCUUUAUUUUUCUAUUCAUUCGAUGGAUAUGACUAUGCCAUUAAAGGCCUCUGUGCCCACCCGUGACUUUACUACAUUGAUUAUUAUUCAGGGGAGAAUGCACUUGUCACUGAUGUAUGUUUUUUUCAUUGUUAAUACAUAGAUGCGUUUUUUGUAGUUUUCA
This is a messenger RNA of Diachasma alloeum, 1742 nucleotides long. Its product is annotated as serum response factor-binding protein 1-like. Gene Ontology annotation, cellular component: nucleus; 90S preribosome. The annotation marks the transcript as partial. NCBI's taxonomy places the organism in Eukaryota, Metazoa, Arthropoda, Insecta, Hymenoptera, Braconidae. The transcript has a single exon. The record is from RefSeq and is a predicted model, not a curated record. Gene Ontology annotation, biological process: maturation of SSU-rRNA.